AUGGCCGUUAGCCUGUCCACAUUUUGUCAGCAUCAACCAUCUACCGGCGUCUCCACUGCACCAGCAACAGCUGCCACCACUGCCAUUGCCCCGGCACCACCACGAUUUUAUCGAAAUGGCAACAGUUACUAUCCAAUCAACACCCAGUUACGCCUGCCACGGCCUCCUGCUAAGAAACGAAACAAGCAUAAGUGGUAUAAUUUCACGCCUCGUCGUGAACAACAGGUGGUUCCUGAAGAGGAAAAAGUUUCCGUGGUUGCUGAGACAGUCAACGUCACUGGACAGACUAGUGCUCAACAAUUUAAGGUCCCUCCUUGCCGAUUGUCAGAAGAUCUUUCGGCACUUUUCGAGAGUAAACAGUUCAGUGAUUGUACAUUAGUGGCGACCUGUAAAUCAAAUGGACCUCAAACGUUCCAUGUAAAUAGCUUCGAAGUACGACGGUACAUUAUGGAUGAAGGUCAAUUUCGACGAUUUGUUAGAGUGCACAUACGCGGUCCUAGCGGCACGAUCGGUGUAUUCCAUGCAAUGUUCGAGCACAAUAUGACGGAAUCGGAGCGGAAUGAGGUCGCGAUCGACGAUGUCGAACCCGAUGUGAGUGCAAAAUUAAAUUCAAUGCCGACGUUGACUUUGUCACUAUCGUGA
This is a messenger RNA of Cooperia oncophora, 642 nucleotides long. The record is from the annotation of a GenBank genome assembly. NCBI's taxonomy places the organism in Eukaryota, Metazoa, Nematoda, Chromadorea, Rhabditida, Trichostrongylidae.